CUCUCAUGGAGCAGAGAAUCAGUUCUGCAUGGGACCAAAGCGCUGUGAAUGCAUGCGGAUAGUGUGUGCUAUGAGACGCGGUUGAUGCUUUGACACUGGAACACAAUGACUCUACUGGGAUCUGAACAUUCCAUUCUGAUUCGCAGCAAGUUUAAAUCAGUCCUGCAGCUGAGACUCCAGCAGAGGAGGACGCGAGAGCAGCUCGCUGACCAGGGCAUCAUGCCUCCCUUGAAGAGUCCGGCUGCGUUCCACGAACAGAGGAAAAGUCUUGAGCGAUCCAAGACUGGAGAUUAUUUAAAACACAAAAUCAGAAGUCGACCAGAGAAAUCAGAGCUUGUCAACAUGCAUAUUCUACAAGAACCUGCCACUGAAGGUCCCGCACACGACUCGCAGACGAAACUGAAGCGAGCCAGACUGGCCGACAACCUGAAUGAGAGAAUCGCUCUCAGACCGGGGCCACUGGAGCUGGUGGAGAAGAACAUCAUCCCUGUUGAUUCCACCGUUAAAGAAGCGGCUAUGAAAGUGAACCAUGGGAAGUUCCCGCAGCAGGAGGACUCAUAUGCGUUUGAGGAGGACAGCAGCAGUGAGAGUCUGUCUCCAGAUCAGCCACACAGUGAAGAGUCACAGAGUUCGGCGGAAGCGCUUACAGAGAACAAGAGCAGCGGCUCGAGCUCUCCGACACUUACCAACACUGAGCACGGGUCUCAGAAUAAAGACAGCAGUGCUCAAAACCAGGAGGAGAACAUGACAAACAGCCAAGAAACUCCACCGAUUCCCGUUCCUGCAAUAGUCAAGUCCAAAAUGUCUGAGAAGAACCGCCACAAGAAACCCAAAGAUAUCAAGCCUAAAGUGAAGAAGCUGAAGUACCACCAGUACAUCCCGCCGGACCAGAAGGCGGAGAAAUCUCCUCCGCCGCAGAUGGACUCGGCGUACGCGCGUCUCCUGCAGCAGCAGCAGCUCUUCCUGCAGCUGCAGAUCCUCAGCCAGCAGAAACACCAGCAGAAUUCACAUUCACACUCGCAUUCGCAUCAGCAGCAGAGCUUCAGCUACCAGACCCUAAACCAGAACACGCUCAACAAGGCGUCCAGUGAACAGCAGUCAUCAUGUGCAUCCAGCGUCCAGACCAGCAGCAGCUCCUCAUCUCCAGUGAAGAGCAGUUACUGCAAUCCGUCCAUCAGCCCCGUCAGACCCGGACCACUGCCUGCCAACCUGGAUGACCUGAAGGUAUCUGAACUCAGGCAGCAGCUGCGUAUUCGUGGUCUCCCUGUGUCUGGCACUAAGACGGCGCUCAUAGAGCGACUGCGGCCCUUCAAAGACUCCAGCUGCACUUCUCCAGCCACUUCCACAGAUGUCAGCACAGCCGCAUUCCCCGUGACGCCCACCGGAUCGCUGUCGUCAUACCAGUCGCACGGUGCUGGCUUCUACCCCUUCUGCAGCAGCGGCUCCACACCGCCCAUCUCUCCAGCCUCAUCCGAUCUCUCCGUCAGCGGAUCACUGCCCGACAGCUUCAGUGACGUCACCAUGUCCUCGCCGCAGUUCGGCCUGCAGCCGUCGCCGGCCCAGCUGAGCGCAGACGAGGGCGCGCUGGGACCAGACGCAGAGAAGGACAAGAUGCUGGUGGAGAAGCAGAAGGUGAUUGAGGAGCUGACGUGGAAGCUGCACCAGGAGCAGAGGCAGGUGGAGGAGCUGCGCAUGCAGCUGCACAAGAGGAAGCGUAUGCAGGACUGUCCCGCCCCGCCGCCACCACCGCCGCAGCACAUGAUGCAUCUGCAGCCUCCUGUGCAGAUGCAGCAGUUCUACGGCGUGUCCGUGAAGCAGGAGCAGGUGGCGUCCAGCUGUCCUCUGGCUGCCAAGCAGAUGAAAAGCAGCGCGAGCAGCAACUGCAUGGCUCACUGCGAUCUACACACUGCGCCGCACUGCAUGGAGCCGCCGUCGUCUGGAAGUCCCGCCGGGCUGUCUGCGUUCCUGAGCCCUCAGUGUUCUCCUGAAGAUUCGCCUGUCACCAAACCCUCCAGCAGCCCCUCAUCACCCGGCCAGCCGUACCUGCUGAGAGACUCACACACGCUGCCUCAGAACGCAAGCAGAGCCACACGCAACAUACAGUUACAGCAGAAGAGCGCAGGACAGCCGGCGAGUUGCUCGUUUCCGUCAGAUCAGAGAAACCUGCAGCCGCUUUACCAUCACAGUCCAUCAGAGAACAACAUCAGCGCCAGAGGAUCCACCAAAGCCAAGAGCGGCAGCAUGCAGCAGAAAGAGGCUCUGUCUCUCUCUCCGCGGCACGUUGAGCCCAAGUCUCCCACAUCCAGCACUGCCUUCUGUAGCGCAGAUCCUCCUGCCUCCGGCAGUAAAGGGCCGCCGUGUUAUGAGGAUGCUGUGAAACAGCAAAUGUCACGCAGCCAGCAGAUGGAUGAGCUUCUUGACGUCCUCAUCGAGAGCGGAGAAAUGCCAGCUAACGCCAAAGAAGAGAGGUCUCCUGUAACCAAAGUUGUGCCUCACCUUACAGUUUCGCCCAAGUUCCACCGACACUACAGUCACAUGUCGCCCUCCAUGCUCGCGUACGAUCACGCGGCGGCUCACGGAGAUGCUCAUCUGGAGGCGCUGCUGAACCCCAUGAACCGGACGCAAGGAGACGCGCCGAUCCUGAAGAUGCCCGCUGAGGACGGACGCUUGGAGGAGCCGGGCGACGGAUUCAACAGCCGCGACAUGAUGGACACGCCCGUAUCACCCACGGCCGGAAAGAUCUCGGCGGUCGCCGCCGAGGGUCACGGCCUCGGAAUGACCUUCGCGGAGUCGCCGUGGGAGACGAUGGAGUGGCUGGAUCUGACUCCACCCAGCUCCGCCACCGCCUUCCACAACGGCCUGCCUCCGUCCGGGCCGAGUAUCUUCAACACGGAGUUCCUGGACGUGACCGACAUCAGCCUGAACUCGGCCAUGGACCUGCACCUGGAACACUGGUGAGGAAAAAACAUCACGUCCACAUCCAGAUCUCCAGAUCCAGCUCUGACGCUCCAGCAGCAUAGUGUUUAAUACUGUUUAUCACGUUCCAUCAAAACUUGAAUUGUUCUGACUGUGGAUUCUGGCAAAGAAUGUUUUGAUUACUGGAAACAGAAAGACGCUCCAAGUGGAAUUGGAUUCAAACAGAGACAUCCGUACCAUCCGUCUGUAAAUAUACGAAAACAACUCAAUACUUUUUUUAUUUUGUCUGCACAUUUGUGGUGUGGGAAAAACACGUAUUAAUGCAUCACACUAGUAUAUCACGUGUACUCUCUUGUGCUGUUGUAAAUAUGAAUUCACACUUGCACCUUGAGCUUACCAUAGAAUGUGUCACACUUUUUAUGAACAUUUCAUUCCUUCCUGUCAUCGUCAAGUCAUUAAUUUAUUUAGAGAGCGCAAACCUUUGGCUUUUACAUGUGAUAUGGAAGCAUGUUUCCGUCAUGAGAUUAAAAAAAAAAAAAAUUGUGACUUUU
This is a messenger RNA of Labeo rohita (rohu), 3467 nucleotides long. RefSeq names its product myocardin (gene myocd). The coding region runs from base 106 to 2958 and encodes 950 amino acids. The transcript is spliced from 14 exons. The record is from RefSeq and is a predicted model, not a curated record. Gene Ontology annotation, biological process: smooth muscle cell differentiation; cardiac muscle cell differentiation. NCBI's taxonomy places the organism in Eukaryota, Metazoa, Chordata, Actinopteri, Cypriniformes, Cyprinidae.